UUUUCCGCUGCGCCCUAAGCGCAGAGCGCGCGCUUUUACGCGCGGGGACUGGACGGAAUCGGAGUGACUUCUCUUUUCUACCCCCCUCUUUCCCUCGGAGCGUGUUGUUCCGGGUCGGAAGGGCUGCAUCAUGGCGGCGCCCAUGGAGCUGUACUGCUGGGCUGGCGGCUGGGGGUUGCCGUCGGUGGAUCCCGACUGCCUGGCCGUUUUGGUGAGCCUUGGAGAGCGAGGGGCGUGGAGCGGGGGACCCCCUCUCCAAACGCGGGCGCCGCUGGCUCUCCCCAAAAGCUUUGCCCUUUGGGACGCAGCCUCUGCCUCUCCCCUGGCACGGUGGGGAGGACUUGGGGAAAGACGAGGGGCCACGUCUUUACCUCCUGGCUGCUCUUCGCCCUUUCCCUGGGCCAACUUCAGUCCCCAGCGCUGCUCCGGUGCUUUUUAGCAGGCAGAAAGUUGGCAGCGUUGGAGCUUUCGAAGCCCUUAAGCAAAGCAGGAUAUUAUAAGAAGCAAAGCGCCCAGGAUGACGGUUUCCCCCUUCCCCGCCUUUUUAAAACUAAGGAGCAGGGCCAGUUUAAGAAAAUAGAAAAGGUUGACAAGCAGACCUGCAAUUCCCAGGGGGUUGUUAAUAUUUUAAAGGAAUAUGUAACCCUUAAACUUUCUCCCUUUCCUCCAUGACCUUCUACCAUAUGGCAAAAGGUCUUUUAGCUAAUUAUGGGCCAGUGCUGUGUUUAUAGCUGUGAUUUAGUCACUGACUUUGGGUUUAUUUUUCCCCCCUGGGGUGGCUCUUAGGCUUGUUUGCAGCCUCCCCCUUGCAAUCAUAUUUUUAAAAGUUUAUUUUUAAUCUGCCGAUUUGACAGAUUGACGGAGGCUAUGACUUAUCAGGGGCUACUGCCAAACCAGUUGGGCCUACCACAUUAGACAGAACAGUUAUUGGAAAUCACAAGUGGAGAGACAGCUGCUGUUGCGCCCGGGUCCAGCUUACGGGCUUCCCACUGGGGCAACCGGUUGCCCUAGAGCUAGAUGGGCCACUGGGCUGAUUGGUCACGGGUUCCCCCAAAGAAUUCUGGGAGCUGUAGUUUGUUGAGGGUCUCAGAGCGGUUAGGAGACCCCUGUUCUCCUCACGGAGCUAUAAUUCCCAGAGUUCCCCAGAGAGAGGGAUUGAUGGUUAAACCACUCUGGGAAUUGUAGUUCCAGAAUAGGUGUCUCCUCCAAACAAUUCUCUUCAUCCCUUCACAAUCCCUUAACAAACUACAGCUCCCAGAGUUCUUUGGUGCAGGGGGAAGCCAUGACUGUGUAAAGGGGUAUCAUAGCACUUUAAAUGUGUUGUGUGAAUUAGGGUUGGGAAGACUGGCGUUCAGCCAUGGAGCUCAAGCGUGCUUGAUCACUUAUUGCUUCAUAGCCUUGCCUACCUCACAAGAUUGUUGUAGGGGGGAGAGGGGAUUUUAUAAGCCACUCUGAUCUCCUUGAGGAAAUGUAAAAAAUAAAUACACUACACAAAAGCUCAGUUUGUUUCCCCCCCUCCUUUCCAGACUUAUGCCCGUUUCACAGGUGCACCCCUCAAGGUUCACAAAAUCACAAAUCCUUGGCGAAGCCCCUCAGGUAAGAUUUUCAUGGGAAGCAGGGAAAUUGAGGGACGUCCGCCUCCUUCUUUCUGCACAAGUGGUUGGUAGUAAUGUUUGUUUCUUUUUUUAUAAUUUUUUAAUUAAUUUUCCAACAUAUCAUUUUCAACAGUAAUUAAACACUUUCCUAUCUUACACCAUUUUUUUUUACUUCCAUCAAUCACAUCUGAAAAUUUUCCAGCCUAUUCACUUAAUAUACAUUUCUUACUUCACUAUUACAUUUAUCUCAUAACUAGUAUCUCUGUUCUUUCUCUACUUUGCAGUGUUUCAUACAUUUCUCCUUACAAAACUUCUUGUAGUCCUACUAGCGUAAUUUGUUGAUUACAGUUCCACUUCAAAUAGUUCGUAUAUUUCUUCCAGUCUUCUGUGAAUCUCUGAUCCCUCAAGUUUCAAAUCCUUCCUGUCAUUUUAUCUAAUUCUGCAUAGUCCAUUAAUUUUGUCUGCCAUUCUUCUGUCAGAAUUUCUUCUUGCUUCCAUUUCUGGGCUAACAAUACUCUGGUAGCAGUGUUUCAGAACACCAGUAUUUGGAAAUCACAGGAGGCGCGAGGGCUCUUGAGUUCGGGUUCUGCUUGUGGGUUUUCCAAGAGGCACCUGGUCGGCCGCUGUGAGAACAGGACGCUGGACUAGAUGGGUCAUUGGCCAAACCUUAUUCUUCGUUUUAUUUUUUAUUAGAGCAUACGACACGCAGCGGUUACACAAAAUGAAAAUCAAAAAUAAAACAAUUGCAAACACUCAGAGAAACGUCUUCAAAUGCACUAACAAAGUUAUGUCAGAGUGUAUAUACCAAAACCAUGUCAGUUUUAACAGACACAAAACGAUGCAUCACACCAUAUAUUGGCUUGGAUUGUUGACUACAAAGAGAGAGAUUUUGUUUCAACAGCAGUUAUGAUCUACAGGAGUUUAUAUGAAGGCAGGAGGAAGGAGCAGAAAAUAAUAAUUAAAAUAUGUGCUUUUUGCACACCAAACUGUGCGGUAGACGAUGGGUACAGCUCUCCCACAUGCCUCACUAUUUGUGCAAUUGAAGUCACCCCAGACUGCAUAAAAAUUGUUGUGUUUCUUUUAGCCUCUUGCUACUUUUAAUUUCUCUGUUGGUUUUUCCAAUAAUGCUGUUUGUCCAAUUGCAUUAUGACAUUGGUCCAUAUUGAAUAAUUGCAAUGAUUUCCAUGUCCUGGCAAUGGUUGUUCUUGCAGCGGUUAACAGAUGUGUUAUGAGUUCUUUUAUUUCUGAUUUGCAACAUAUACAUAUUAAAAAGAACCAGCCAUGGGAACUUUGUGUGCCUUGUGAUCAAAGGUAUCAUUUCCCCAUAACUUUUCCUUUUUUGGGACACUCCCUGAUUCAGUGGGUCACUUGUGAAGGGCUUCAGGGCUGAAACCCAGCUCUCCUAACUGUGCCUGGGAAACAACCCAGUCACCUGCCUCUGACGUCGUCUGUUUGCAGGGACCCUCCCGGCACUGAAGACAAAAGAUGAAGGCAUCAUCUCAGACACUCAGCAGAUCAUCACCCACCUCAGGAAACAGGUACCUCCCUUACAGUCUCCUUGGGAUCGCCUCUGGGGCAAUCUUGGUCGGGUGGGGGCAAAGGUAGGGAGUCCCCCCUGAUUCUGAAAUCACAGUUGCCCAACCUCUCUAGCACUGAUGGACACCCAAGGCCCUUUUAAAAUGCGUUGGGGGGUGGUUAUUGGGUUGUUUUCGUUUUUAUUUAUUGUGUGUUUUCAUUUUGUGAAAUUUUGUUGUAACUGCACUGAGACCUGCGGAUAUGUAUGGAUUUAAGGUGCUUGUUUUGACCUUUAAAGCCCUUCACAGCCUAGGACCCUCGUACCUAUGGGACCGCCUCUCCCGGUAUGCCCCACGGAGGACCUUAAGGUCCAUAAAUAGCAACACCCUAGAGGUCCCGGGCCCUAAGGAAGUCAGAUUAGCCUCAACCAGAGCCAGGGUCUUUUCAACACUGGCUCCGGCCUGGUGGAACGCUUUGCCUCAUGAGACCAGGGCCCUGCAGGAUCUGAUUUCUUUCUGCGGGGCCUGUAAGUCAGAGUUGUUCCGCCUGGCCUUUGGCUUGGAAUCAGUUUGAUUCCCUCCCCCUCUUUUUUUCUCUUGUGAUGGAACUCCUAUUUGGGGACUUCCCUGGCUUUUUCUGGCCCAUGUAGGACCAGUCUGGAUAGUUAGCCUUGGUGAAGACCUGAUGUUUUCAUCUCCCAAAAAGUUUUUGAUUUGAGUUUCCAUUGAAAUGAGGCUGCAUUUUAAUUUAAAUGUUUCAAUGUUGUAUUUUAAUCUUGUUUUUAAGUUGUAUUUCAAUCAAUUUGUUUUUAUAUCGGUUGUUAGCUACCCUGAGCCCGGUCUUGGCUGGGGAGGGCGGGGUAUAAAUAAAAUUUAUUGUUAUUAUAUAUAGGGUUGUAUACAAAUUUAAUUAAACAAACAAACACUGCCCUGUGAUCUUUUGAUAAAGGGUGGUAUAACAACAACGACAACAAUCUGAUAAUAAUUUGAUGGUAAUUAAACAUAAAUAAUAAUAUAAACCCACCACAUGGGCCCAAAUGUGCCAGCAGCACCCCCUCCCCAUGCCAGAUCUUAAGGGAGCUGUGGGAGACUUCCGUCCUUGCCCUGAUCCUCUCUCCCCCCACUCGACCGCAGAAAUUCAACGCAGACUACGACCUCUCGGCUCGGCAGGGAGCCGACACGCUCGCCUUCGUGUCCCUGUUGCAGGAGAAGCUCCUGCCUGUGCUGGUGAGUCGGGGCAGGUGGGAGAAGUUGCUGCGUUGAUCGUGGGGCCCUCACCCACCCUACACUCCAGGCUUGUAGGGUCGGAGCCCAAACAGGCUAACCCCAUUGUGUUUGUGACUGACGGGUUUGACUUUCCCUUUCAUGCAGGAAAGGGAAGCCGAGUUUGAAUGAAUAAAAACAAUAGAUUAUGCAGCCACACACACAAAAAACACCCCUGCUUCUUCUCGCAGCAGCACAUAGUUAAACUAUGGAACUCGCUGCCACAGGAAACAGUGAUGGCCAAAAAGAGGGUUGCAGAGAUUCACAGAGGACAAGACUAUCAGUGGCUGCUAGCCGUAAUGGCUAUGCUGUGCCUGAAUGGCUGGAGGCAGUAAUAAUUCUGAAUACAAGUUGCUGGAAGCCACAAGAUGGGAGAGUGCAGUUUGACUUCCUUCCCCCUCUUUCUGCGGUUCCUUAAAUUUAUUUUUUAAUAUCUUCUGCAUAUCCAAAUUCAUUUAAUUUGCUCAUUUAAUUAUCUACUUUAAAUAUAUACUCUUACGAAUCCGCAGGUUAUUACAAUAAUCCUGCUAAUGUUUUUAUCUGUUUGCAAUUUAUUUGUACAUAUUCAAUAAACCAUUUCCAUUCUUUUAUUAAAAAAAAGUUUGUUAUCUUGAUUUCUUAUUCUUCCGGUAAGUUUUGCCAUUUCUGCAUAUUCCAUAAGUUUUUGUCUCCGUUCUUCCUUCUUUCCAUUUUGGGGCAAGUAACAUUCUUGCUGCUGUAGUAGCACACAUAAAUAAAUUUCUAUACAAUUUAGGUGGUUCUGUCCCUAUAAUUCCCAAAAGAAAAGUUUAUUUUGUUCUUAACCAUGAGGACCAGAAACUUAAAAGAGUAGCAAAGCUGCUGUUGCACCCAAACGUGGCAUCAGGCACAUGGUUAGAUGUUGCGUUCAGCCCCUGGGUCAAGGAAGCAAGGUUAGGUACAGCCAGUGUUGUGUAGUGGUUAGAGGCAGGGCUGUCUUUAGCCCAGGGGUCAGCAACCUUUUUCAGCCGUGGGCCGGUCCACCGUCCCUCAGACCAUGUGGUGGGCUGGAUUAUAUUUUUUGGGGAAAAUGAACGAAUUCCUAUGCCCCACAAAUAACCCAGAGAUGCAUUUUCAAUAAAAGGACACAUUCUACUCAUGUAAAAACACGCUGAUUCCCGGACCAUCUGCAGGCCGAAUUUAGAAGGCGAUUGGGCCGGAUCCGGCCCCUGGGCCUUGGUUUGCCUACCCCUGCUUUAGCAUAUGCGCCUCCGGAGUGCAAAGAUCCGCCCACUGCCCCCAAAUUUAGUUUAGCCCCCAAAUUAACUAUUAUUAUGCUUAUGUCACUAUUAUCAUUUGAUAAACAGCGCUCACGCCUGUGUGGAUCCAAAAUGAGGUUUUUUUGUGGGUUUUAUUUAAAGCCAGCUUUUCUAAAGAAGACAAAGAACACAUUGGGAGUCGGUGUAAAGACUCCACGCAUGCGCUUACAGUCAUAGGGAGGUGUCUGAAAGAUGAGACAGGAGAGCAUUGUGCGCAUGCGUGGGAGAGCCAUUUCGGGCAGCCUUUCAUUGUGGGAGCAUUAUGGCUAGCAAUUUCUAGAGGAGCUGGAAAGGCCCUUGUGAGCGCACAUAUACAACUUCUUGGGAAGGUUCCGGAGCCUGUGCGCGCUCCGUCACUAGAUAAGUGCGUUCUCCUUCUGUCUGUCUCUCCCUCUUUCUUUCUUUCUUUUUUUGAAUUUGCAUUUCAUUUAUUUGUUAAUAUUCUUACAUUACAUCGGUAAACGUUGCCAUAUUACAUUACAGGACUUACUAUAACAAUAAUUUACAACAUGUAUACAAAAAUUAUAUACAAAUUUUAUAUACCUAGAAAGAAAAUGAAACCAAAAAAAAGAAAGAACAAGGAGAAAAAACAAAAACAAAUUCCCCCCUAAAAUCAUAUACAUACCAACACACUAGACUUCCUGUCUUUCCCGUUGUAUAUUCCUUUUUUACAUAUGAAUGUACUCUUAUUAUUGUAUAUUUCUUUACAUAUUAUCUAAUACAUUCCUAUAUCAGUAUAAUAAUAAUAAUAAUAAUAAUAAUAAUAAUAAUAAUUUAUUUAUACCCCGCCCAUCUGGCUGAGUUUCCCCAGCCACUCUGGGCGGCUCCCAAUCAAGUGUUAAAAACAGUACAGCGUUAAAUAUUAAAAACUUCCCUGAACAGGGCUGCCUUCAGAUGUCUCUUAAAGAUAAGAUAGCUGCUUAUUUCCUUCACAUCUGAUGGGAGGGGGUUCCACAGGGUGGGCGCCACUACCAAGAAGGCCCUCUGUCUGGUUCCCUGUAACCUCACAAUGAGGGAACUGCCAGAAGGCCCUCGGCGCUGGAUCUCAGUGUCCGGGCUGAACGAUGGGGGUGAAGACGCUCCUUCAGUAUGUGCUCUUAGUCUUAUUUCUCAACUCAGUCUCACUCCAACGUCAAUCAAAUGCUUUCCUGUCACUCCCCUCCCGCCCGGCUUUGGUGAGCGAGACUUUCCAGAGAGCUCUCCCUGAGCCUGGGGCCCCCCAGAAUCUGGCGUCCGGGUGCCUCGCACCCCUUCACCCCCGGGUAAAGAUGGUCCUGGUUAGAGGGCUAGACUAGGACCUGGGAGAGACCAGGGUUCAAAUCCAGACGUGAAACUCACUGGGUGACCUUGGGCCAGCCUCUGCCCCUCAGCCUAACCUACCUCACAGGUUUGUUGUGGGGAGAGAACUGAGGAGUGGGGAGAGAAAGGAAGGAUAUACCGUAUUUUUCGCUCUAUAAGACGCACAUUUCCCCCUUCAAAAAUUAAGGGGAAAUGUGUGUGCAUCUUAUGGAGCGAAUGCAGGUUCCUUGGCUUCAGUGAUAGCAGCGUGAAGCCUCCGAAGCGCAGAGGGAGCGCUCCCACCACGCUCUGGAGGCUUUGCGUUGCUUUUGCUGAAGCCGUCUGAAGUGAACUCCUGCUGCGCUCUGGGGGCUUCAGGCAGCUAUCUGCAAGCCUUCGGAGCGCAGCAGGAGUUCCCGCUGCGCUCUGAAGGCUUGCGGAUAGCCACCUGAAGCCUGGAGAGCGAGAGGGGUCAGUGCACACCGAUCCCUCUUGCUCUCCAGGCUUCGCUUCGCUGGAGAGGCGCUGCACAGUUUUCCCUCUUCGCAGCGCCCCUUCAGUGAAGCGGGAGGAGAAAUGGAAGGGGCUCUGUUUCUCUUCCCGCUUCGCUGAAGGGGCGCUGAGCAGAGAGGGGGAGAAUGUUUUCCCCUGUUCUCCCCCUCCUAUGGUCCGGUGUGUCCUAUGGUCCGGUGCGUCCUAUAGAGCGAAAAAUACGGUAAAUGCAGAAAACAAUAAAGAAAGGGAGCUGUUGUCCCACCAGGCUUCUUUUUCUCCGACAGAUCCACACGUUCUGGGUGGAUGCCAAAAACUAUGUGGAGCACACCCGGAAAUGGUACGGGGAGGCCAUCCCUUUCCCGCUGAACUUCUUCCUCCCGGGCCGCAUGCAGAAGCGGCAGCUGGAGCGGCUGCAGAUGGUCUGCGGGGAAAACUGCCUGGACAACGAAGAGGAGCUGGAGAAGGAGGUCAGUGGGUGCAGGAUGAGGUCGCAACAAGCAGGGGCAGCAACAGCAGGGUGGUGGAGAACUUCAGAGGCGGCCCUCCUGCCCUCUCCCCCUGGCCCUCGGAACUCUUCCGAGGCCCCGCCUCCUUUUCUCAGGGCCACACCCUCUGCUGGCCCCGAUUCGCCCUUCCUUGAACUCUGAUCUUUGCCUCUUGCUUGCCUGGACAGAGGGUCUUUUCCGCAGCCCAAAGAAGCAGGCCCUGGUUCUUAGGGGGAUGAGGUGUUUGGGAGGUUUAUGUCAAGGGACAGGGCUUGAGAAUGGCAAGGGUCACAGCCUGACACCGUUUGUCUCUCCCUGUGCCCCACAGCUGUACCGGGAAGCCCGUGAGUGCCUGACGCUGCUGUCCCAACGCCUUGGCAGGCAGAAGUUCUUCUUUGGAGAUUCGUAAGUUCGCCGUUUGUGAGCGGAAGUAUAGGCUCCCAUGAGGGCGUGCGAAGUCCCUUAGGAACUGGAAUCCCUGCAGUUCUUUAAUGUCUCCUUACUCUGCCGUGAGUGGGAGCACACUCUGCCCAUGCUCAGAGGCACUGUCUUCUUUCACAUUAAUUUAGCCAAACGCUGGCGACGCUUGCCAUUUAUUUACUGUGUUUAUAGACAACCUUUUCUUCCAAGGAGCUCAAGGUGGCACAUGUGGUAAUAAUAAUAAUAAUAAUAAUAAUAAUAAUAAUACGUUCGUACCUUGUAAGUCGAACGGAAUCCGUUCCGGAAGUUCGUUCGACUUCCAAAACGUUCGGAAACCAAAGCGCGGCCACUGAUUGGCUGCAGGAAGUUCCCUCAGCCAAUCGGAAACCACGGAAGCCCCGCCGGACAUUCAGGUUCCAAAGAAUGUUCGCAAACUGGAACACUCGCUUCUGGGUUUGCGGCAUUCGGGAGCCAAAACGUUCGACUUACAAGGUGCUUGGGAUCCAAGGUACAACUAAUAAUAAUAAUAAUAAUUUAUUACUUACCGUAUUUUUCGCUCCAUAAGACGCACUUUUUCCCUCCUAAAAAGUAAGGGGAAAUGUCUGUGCGUCUUAUGGAGUGAAUGCAUGGUCCCUGGAGCCGAAUUGCCCAGGGGCAAAAAGCAGAUGAUGCUUUUUUUUUUUUAAAGAGGGAAGUGAGUGUUGAAACAAAGCCGCUAAUCGCAAGCGAGAUAAGGGACACUAGCAAUAAAGGAGGCUGCCUGGGAGGGGGGAGGUAAAGACAGAGAGGAGACAGGAAAAUUAAAGCAAUGAGGAGAGAAAUUAGAAGAAAAGGAGGAGCAAAAAACUGCUCCAGAUAAGGAAAAGACACUAAGGCAAACAAGAGGGAAGGGGGUGUUGAAACAAAGCCGCUGAUCAGCAAGGGAUCGGGAGAGAGAUAAGGGAGGCUAGCGAUAAAGGAGGCUGCCUGAGAGUGGGGAGGUAAAAGCACAUGGAUCCUCAGGAUUGUUGCAUUGGGUCACCCAAAUUCACCAGCAGAUCACAUAGCAUGUCCAUGGCUACAGCCUGCACCAAAAAAACCACGCAUCCACUGUUUCGUGGGGCCGCAGUGGCACAGAAACGUGGUUACAAAGCACGGAUCCACAUGGAUUCUCAGGAUUUUUGCAUUAGGCUACCCCAAACUCACCGUCAAAUCACAUAUCAUGUCUGUGGCCACAGCAUGAACCACAAAAAUCAUACAUCCACUGUUACGUUCAGAAUAUAUUUUUUCUUGUUUUCCUCCUCUAAAAACUAGGUGCGUCUUAUGGUCAGGUGCAUCUUGUGGAGCGAAAAAUACUGUAUAUGGUUCUCUUUCCCUCCUCAUUUAAUCUCCAUUUAUUCUUUUCAUUGUGUAUCAUUUUGGUAAGUUUGGGUUGUGAAGUGGUUUGUAAACCUGCAGACAUACCAGUGUGUCGGCCACAGGAUUUGAACCCUGGACUCCCAAGUCCACCACACUGCUGAGAGGAGAGGGUUAGCCUUCGCCUCUUGCCCUCCUGGGGAUUCCCUCACCUCUUCUGUUCUUUCUUUCUUUCCUCCCUCCCUCCCUCUCUUUUCAGGCCUGCCUCCCUGGACGCCAUUGUCUUCAGCCACUUGGCCCCGCUCCUGAAAGCCAAACUGCCCAACGGGAAAUUCCAGCAGCACCUCAAGUCCCUCCCGAACCUCUGCAAUUAUUGCACGUCCAUCUUAAGUCUCUACUUCCCCUGGGAUGAAGGUGGGUGCUUGGUUCUGUCGCCUGGGGGGGGGGAGCGAGGAAGGGACCCAGGGUAGGAGAGGAGGAAGGAACCACAGCAAACCCCAAGCGGCCGGAAAAAAAUUGGCAAAAGAUCAAGAUGGUGCUGGAAAAUUCAUUAUUUAUAAUAGCCAAUAAUACAAUAAUUUUAAUAAUAAAUUAAUUAUUUGUACCCAGCUCAUCUGGCUAGGUUGCCCCAGCCACUCUGGGCGGCUUCCAAGAAAUAUAAAAGCAUAAUAAAACAUCAAACAUUAAAAACUUCCCUAUACAGGGCUGCCUUCAAGUGUCUUCUAAAAGUCAAAUAGUUGUUUAUUUUCUUGACAUCUGAUGGGAGGGCAUUUUACAGGGUGGGCACCACUGCUGAGAAGGCCCUCUGCCUGGUUCCCUGUCAACUUAAUUUCUUGCAGCGGGGGAUAUAUAUUGCGUUUAUAUCUUACCUUCUCCAGUGAGCUCAAGGUGGCGUACAUGGUUCUCUGCCCCAUUUCUUAUUUAAUCCCCACAACAACCCGGUGAGGUAGGUUAGGCUGGGAGGCACCCAGUGACUUUUCACGGACGGGGUGGGGAUUUGAAUCCUGAUCUCUCCCUAAUCCUAGUCUGACACUCUAACCAUGAUGCUGACAAAUCAGGCAUUUCAAAUCCAUUGACUGAUUUCUUAUGUAAUGUAUUAUUUUAGCAAUUUAGGCAUGUUUCUUAGUUUCCACUCAGAAGAAGACCCAUUGAAAUGAAUAGCCCUUAAAUUAGUCAUGCGCAUUACUUCAGCAGGUCUGAUCUUGAGGGCGGCCAGCAGGGGGGCUUAUUUUUAUUUAACAACAUUUAUAUACCAAUAUUUCUUUUUUUGAAAAGCAACAACAGCAACCCCCCUCUAAGUGGUUUGCAGCACCCCAAUCAGAUGGGUGUCACAUUAAUAAUAAUAAUAAUAAUAAAUAAAUAAAUAAAUAAAUUAUUAUCAAGAAAAUACAAGCUAAAAGUACGUAUUGAAAAUAUUCCAAACAGUGAUUUUAAAACCAACGGUAGCUUAAAAAGAAAUAAAAUGAUUUCUGCAUGUCUGGAUAACUUGCUGUGAUGGGAUGAGGAGCUGCUUGUGCGUAAAAUAGUAUCCCCUCAGAGUUUGUUCAAGUCCACAAACCUCUGUCUGUGACGGAGCCCCUCAGACAUGGCUCCUCUAGUCACUAGCAGAUUCCGACAGUGGUUGCUUUCGGAAUCGCUUCCAACAUAAAAGCUCCUUAACGGAAACACGUCUUCUGGACUCUCUGCGUGACAGUUUCCGGCGAGGAGUGGGUGUUCCUACAGGAGGUCCUGAAACCUCCCCACUGUUUUCGCUGGAAGUGUCUCUGAGCCAUCCCUCCAGCUCACUUUCCCUCAGCUCAGCUCCUCUCCCACUACUGGUUCCCUCUUCAGCUGCUGAGUCUCUCCCAACCUGUGUGAGCCCUUUCACCUCCCUUCCUUCCGAUGGCAGUUCCCUGACAUCCACCUCCCCUCCAGGGCCCCUUUCACCCCCUCUCGCCCCCUCCUCUACGGGCGGUGAGGAGGCAAACCCCGGAAUGAACUUCCUUCAUCUUCCGAUGUCUCGAACACUUCUCUCCACCUGUUGCGGUUCCUGGUCUCGAGUACUCCUCCUCCUCAGAGUCCAUCUCCCUUUCCCCUUCCGAGUCCGGGAAUCCUUCCAACUCCUCCUCCUCAUCAGUGGUCCCAAAGUAUUCCCUCCGGAACCUCUCCACAGGCUGAGGUUUCCUUGGGAACCUUUGAUGGAACGUUUCUAUCAAUACCUCGUCAUUGAUAUCUUCGGCCAUUACCCAAGUGUUUUCUGACUCCGGUUCUCCUUCCCACGCUACCAAAUACUCCACCUGAUCCCCCUUCCACCUGGCGUCGAGGAUUUCUGCCACAUGGCUGCUGCAUUCUCUUUCUUCUAUGACCGGUCCCCGAGUGGCCAUCCCUUCUCGUCCCCCUUCGUACGGUGACAGUAACGACCUGUGAAAUACUGGGUGCAGUUUCAUGUGGUUGGGUAACCGGAGCCUGAAAGCCACUGGGUUGACCUGUUGAAUGACCUCAAAGGGACCCAACCUCCUGGGUCUUAAUUUCUUACAACCUCCUUUGAACGGCAACCCUUGGGUUGACAGCCACACCCUAUCUCCCACCCUUAUGGUUUCACCUUCCCUUCGGUUCUUGUCUGCCUGCCUCUUGUAUUCUUCCUUCGCCCUUUCUAAGUUGAGUUGGAGCUGACGAUGGAUUGCUUCCAUUUCUUCCACAAAAUGCUCGGCUGCCGGGACGCUCCAUCUCUCCCCAUCUCACCCUGGGAAAGCCCUGGGAUGACACCCAUAAUUAGCCAAGAAGGGGCUCAUCCCUGUGGACACAUUCUCGGCAUUGUUGUAGGCAAAUUCCGCCAGCGCCAACUUUUCUACCCAGUCAUUCUCUCUGUCAUUGACAUAACACCUCAGGUAUUGCUGGAGGACACCGUUUGCUCUUUCCGCCUGCCCGUUGGUUUCAGGGUGCCGGGCAGUCGAAAAAUUGACCUCCACCUGCAGUAAGCUCAUGAGCUUCCUCCAGAACCUGGAAGUAAAUUGUUUUCCUCGGUCUGAGACCACCCUCAAUGGCACCCCGUGCAACCUAAAAAUGUGUUCUACAAAUAACUUCGCUGUCUCUUCCGCCGUGACUGCAUGCGAGCAAGCUACAAAGUGGCACAUCUUUGUUAGUAGGUCUACCACCACCAUGAUGGCUGUUUUCCCUUUGGACUUCGGCAGAUCAGUCAUAAAAUCUAUCGACACUGCCUCCCAAGGUCGUUCUGGGGUUGGUAAGGGUUCUAAUAGCCCCGCCGGCGCCCGCCUUUCCCCUUUGGCUCGCUGGCAUUGCUCGCACCCUCUUACAUACUCACGUACAUCUUCCCUCACCUUAGGCCACCAAAAUUCCCUGGUGACCAACCACAUGGUUUUGUGUUGUCCAAAAUGCCCCGCCGUAGGGCUGUCGUGCAACUGCUUGAGUACCCUCCCCUUAAGUCUCCUUCAGGGAUAUACAGUGCCCCUUUGUAAUACAAAGCUCCAUUUCUUUCCUCGAAACCCCUGGUUCCUCUCCCUCACCCCUAAGACCUCUGAGCUUAUUCUGGGCGUAUUCAUCAUUCUCUGUUUCCUCUACCAGUUCUCUUUGUCCCACCAAUGCCGCCCCACACACCCAGCGGUCCUCUGGAAUGACAUGUCUCUCUUCGGGUGCUCCCUCCCUACAAAUAUUCAGGUUUGCGUGAGAGAGCGUCCGCCCUAAUGUUCUCUGGGCCUGGCACGUAACCAAUCUCAAAGUUAAAUUUGGAGAACUCCUGGGCCCAUCUCACUUGCCGUUGGUUGAGCACUCGUGCCGUCCUCCAAUACUCUAGGUUCUUGUGGUCAGUGCACACUUGCACCUUAUGUUGUGCGCCAAUUAGCAGGUGCCUCCAUCUCCGGAACGCCUCAUGAAUGGCUAGUAGUUCUCGGUCAUACACCGUGUAGUUCCUCUCGGAUUUGUUCAGCUUUCGCGAAAAAAGCACACGGUCUCCACUCUGACUCCUCCUUCCCUGGCUGCAGAAGCACCGCCCCAAUCGCUCUGUCUGAUGCGUCAGUUUCCACUCUCAUCGGUUUUUGUAAAUCCACAUGCAGGAUUUGUUGUUCCGAGGCGAAGGCCCGUUGUAGUUCCUCAAAUGCUCGCUCCGCCUCCUCAGUCCAAACGAACUUCUUCUUACUGCUGAGACAGUCCGUAAUGGGCGCCGUCAGGUGGGCAAAGUUUCGGAUGAACUUACGAUAGAAGUUCCCAAAUCCUAGGAACCUCUGCACAUCCUUCCUUGUUUUGGGUGUUUUCCAUUCCAGCACCGCCUGGACCUUGCCGGGAUCCAUGGCCAAUCCCUUGUCUGACAGGCGAUACCCCAGGAAUUCCACCUCCUUGGUAUGAAACUGACACUUCUCCAGUUUCACCCACAGCUGGUUGGCUUGCAGCCUGCUCAACACUUCUCUGACGUCUUUCACAUGCUGCUCCUCAUUCUCAGAAUACACCAACACGUCGUCUAAGAAGGCCACACAAUUCUUGUAAAGCAAAGGCCCCAGGACGUGGUUCAUAAACGAUUGAAAGGUUGCGGAGCCUGCUUGUAGGCCGAAGGGCAUAACCAAAUAUUCAAAUGCCCCUAAAGGGGUGAACAUGGUGGUUUUUCCAUUCAUCCCCCUUCCUUAUUCGUAUCAGGUUGUACGCCCCCCUUAGGUCCAGCUUUGUGAAAAUCUUUCCCUUCCGCACCCUUGUCAAAAUGUCGUCAAUCCUGGGCAUAGGGAAGGCCACUGGUUCUGACACUGCAUUUAAGGCCCUGAAGUCACACACCAGCCUCGGCUUGUUCGUGUUUUUCUUAUCCACAAAAACACUGGGCUGCCCCCACCGCCCUGGACUCUCUGAUGAACCCUCUCUUCAGGUUCUUGUCAAUGAACUCUCUUAGCUCCUGCAUCUCUCUGUCUGACAUGGCGUACAGCUUGCCUACAGGGAGCUGUGCCCCAGGGAGUAAAUUGAUUUGACAGUCAAAGGGUCUAUGCGGGGUAGUUGGUCAGCUUCCCUUUCGCUGAAGACGUCGCGGAGAUCUGCGUAUUGUCGUGGUACCUUCACGUUCUCCGUUACUUCAGUCCCUGCUAGGGUGGCUUGGGCUCCUGCCAAACCCUUUCCCUCUUUGCAGUGUUCUAAGCAAUGUGCUGAACCAAAAGAAACCACUCUCUGAUGCCAGCCCACCAGCGGAUCAUGUAACGCUAGCCAGCUCAUCCCCAAUAUAAUGGGAGCUCCUCCCAAGGUGGCCACAUUAAACGCGAUCAGUUCGGUGUGCCUUGCCACCUUCAUUAUCAUUGGGACGGUCUGCAAGCUGACUUCUCCUCCCAACAGCUCUGGUGUUCAGCUGCAAACUCUUUGCUCAUGAAAUUGCAGGAGCUGCCUGAGUCCAACAGCGCCUUUAUCUUUAGAGGGUGUCCGUUUGGCAGCUCUAGCGCCACUUCUAUCACUAGGGCGGGUUUAGGAGGUUCUGGCGUGGGCACUCUCACUGCUCUUUGGCCUGGCUGCUGUGCCCCGACGGUGGCAGCCAGGCGUUGGCUUUUACUUGCUCCGGUAUUGCUUCCUCUCUUCCCUCCACAGCUCCUACCAUCCCUUGCCAUUCCUUCCUCUGGGGGCAGACUCUGGCAAAGUGACCUGGCUGUUGGCAGAGAUAGCAUUUCCGGGCGCGUUUUCCCUCCUUCUUUCCCCCCCUCACGGGGCUUUGAAACUGCGCGCGCGCGCUGUUCCGAUUUCCAUCGGCUCUGCCGGCGGGAAAGUUGGCUCUGGUAUGUCUGGAAUGCGGAACUCCUUCCAACGUUCCCCUUCCCUUCCCGCCUCUCCAAUGCUCUCGCCUCCUGGCGCGCUCCUAUGGUCAGCGCUGAUUUGGUCAGCUGGUCCAUAGACUCCGCCCUGGGCGCCCGGGAAAGUUCGUCUUUCACAGCCGAAGAAAGCCCUUCUUCAAAGAGCAUUUGAAUGGGUUCCGCCGAUAAGUCCCACCCCAAUCUGUGAACCAGCAUGGUGAACUCAGUCCAGUACUCACGGACAGAUCGGCUCCCUGUUUGCAAGCCAUUAACUGUCUGCGCACCACUCCCUGUUCAAUAUCGCUGGAAAACAUCAGAUCCAUGGCGCGAAAGAACUUCAUCGUGUCCUUUAGGACGUCACUAUUCGCUGCCAUCAGGGGUCUAACCCAGUCUCUCGCCCCUUUUCAAGAUGCCCAAUCACGAAAGCCACUCGUGAUUCCUCGUCAGGGAAUUCAUCAAACUGCAGAUUGAGGGCAUAUUGCAUCUCUGUCCGAAAGCCAUGAUAGUCUUUGGGCUCCCCCCCAAACUUCUGCACCAAUCCUGGUACCUUUCUGGCGAGCUGGGUGGCUUUCCCUUUUGUCUGCAUCCUGAGCCCUCCUCUCCUCAAGCCUCGCCGUCUGCAGCGCUAGCUGGACCUCCAACACCCGGUACCUUUCUUCCAGGCUUGGACCCGCUCCAGCUCCUGCUUCUCCGGUUCCGGCUGGGUUGCUCAUGAUGCCUUCUCCUGCACAAGCUGCUUUCAAAGACUGUCGGAAUGCUGUGAUGGGAUGAGGAGCUGCUUGUGCGUAAAAUAGUAUCCCCUCAGAGUUUGUUCAAGUCCACAAACCUCUGUCUGUGACGGAGCCCCUCAGACAUGGCUCCUCUAGUCACUAGCAGAUUCCGACAGUGGUUGCUUUCGGAAUCGCUUCCAACAUAAAAGCUCCUUAACGGAAACACGUCUUCUGGACUCUCUGCGUGACAGUUUCCGGCGAGGAGUGGGUGUUCCUACAGGAGGUCCUGAAACCUCCCCACUGUUUUCGCUGGAAGUGUCUCUGAGCCAUCCCUCCAGCUCACUUUCCCUCAGCUCAGCUCCUCUCCCCCUACUGGUUCCCUCUUCAGCUGCUGAGUCUCUCCCAACCUGUGUGAGCCCUUUCACCUCCCUUCCUUCCGAUGGCAGUUCCCUGACACUUGCCUAAGCAAAAAUGUUUUAAUCGGGCACCGAAACCUGUAUGACAUGUUGGUAACUUGCUGGGAAUGGAGGCCCAUGGGAAAUGGGAUUUCACCCCCUUCUUCCCAUAGCUAGGGAGAACCUCCAGUCGCUUUUGGACUCCAACUCCAUCAGCCCUGGCCAGCGAUGAUGGCGGUUGUAGUAUCAGAAUGUUCUCUGCCUCCCAGCCGCCAGGAAUGAUGGGAGCUGGAGUCUAGCCGUGUCUGGGCAGCGCCAGCUUCCCCAGCCCUGCUCUGACCGAUGAGUCGCCUCAGCCGCCACCCCUCUGCCAUCUUGCCUACCUCACGUUGCGAUUCUUCCCCCUGACGGCCGCGCCGGUUCUCUCCCUCAGGCGACCCACCGCCCAGCGUCCCCAAGGCAGCCGCCGGGGACGGGAGCGAUGCUGAGGAGGAGCCAUACAAGCGCCGCAACCAGGUCCUGUCGGUGCUGGUGGGCCUGGUGGCAAUGGUCGGCUACGCUCUCCUCACCGGUAUCGUCUCGGUCCAGAAGCAGCAGCCCCGGCCCGGCGGCCCUCGCGCCAUCGCCCUCGAGGAGGAAGAAGAGGAGGAAGAGGAGUGAGCUCCGGGGACCUGCACUGCGUUCUCCAAACGGACCGUUGUUUUUGUACCUCGCUGGACCCAGACCGUCCCUGUUGCCCCUUCAGACUCUACCCUCUUGUUCAUUCCAGAAUCAUGGGGGUGGGUGCCCAGCCGGGCCCAAUAAACCUCUGUGAACCAACCUCUGCCAGACGACUUGCUUUCGCUUUGCGUCGCCAACCUCUAAGCCGGAUCGAAACCUGAUGUUUGGGGGGGAGACGGCCGUCAAAGGGUCCAGACCGGCCUUCCCUCCCCAGGAAAUUUGAGAUCCAGGAAGUUCCCAAACUGUGGUCCAUCGACCCUCAGCGGCCUUUAAAGCUUUGCUGAGGUAGUCCGUGGCAUUAAAUAUCCUUACUGAGGGUUUUUUAAAACAAUAAAAAUAAGAAUUGUUGCUUCUUUUCUUUCUUAGAUUGCAUUUUUGUAUUGCAUUGCAGUUUGAAUUCCGUGGAAUGUGAAUGGUAAUGCAAUAGAAUAUCAGUGUAAAAAAUAGAAAAGCAAUAAAAUGCAAUUUUGAAAUGCAA
This is a messenger RNA of Podarcis lilfordi (Lilford's wall lizard), 17709 nucleotides long. Lineage: Eukaryota; Metazoa; Chordata; Lepidosauria; Squamata; Lacertidae. The record is from the annotation of a GenBank genome assembly.